Molecule: messenger RNA, 6893 nt
Organism: Lineus longissimus
Lineage: Eukaryota; Metazoa; Nemertea; Pilidiophora; Heteronemertea; Lineidae
Exons: 6
Coding region: 94-1047 (317 amino acids)
Source: RefSeq, a predicted model, not a curated record
UCGGAGUAGGAGCGCAUUGAGGGAAGGAGGCACGAGAAUCUCGCCGUUUACUUCGCGUGACAAUUCGGAUACGCAUUGAGACAUCAACUCAAAAUGGAAUCAAAGUGUUUGGCAGUUUUGUGUGUAAUUUUUGCUGUGUCAGCGGUCCACCAUGCGACGGGAGCCGAAAAUGUUACAAUUGGGACUGUUACGAAUAAACCAUGGUCGUACACAGAGGAUGGUAAACAGACAGGCCUCGCUGUGGACAUCCUCAUGAAGAUAUUCGAAUAUCAAGGCACUAAGGAUAAGUUCACUCCGCAGCUGACCGAAGAUGCUGACGGCGUGAUUGGUAGGAAGGAAAAUGGGGCCUGGACUGCGGGGUUGAUUAAGGACCUUAUAGCCCAGAAAGAUGGGAUGCAGAUGGGUGCCGCUGGCGUCAUGAUCACGGACGACUUGGAGGCCGAAACCAAAUUGAUGUGGUCGAUGCCAUACCUUACAUACAACGUCUCCAUGCUGAUGGAAAAAGAUAAGGAUGUAAAAUCUAUUAUGGAUGGUCACACUAACAACAUGACCUUCGUAGUGGUUAAAGAUGGACCGAUUCAUGUGAUGUUUACAAAGUGCGAGACCCUGUUGACAGAUGCCACCGAGAAAACAUCAUGUAAGGCUAUCAACGAUAAGUUUACCGCGGAUGCAACUCUCCUGGUCAAAGACGCCGCUGCUGCACUCAAGGCAGUCAAGGAAAAAGACUCGGACAUGGUUUUUCUGACGGAUGGGGCGACUGCCAAGUACCACGCUAGACUCAACUGCGAACUUAAGGUCGUUGAUGGCGGCAUGUUUCCAAAAGGCGCCUGCAAAUAUGCCUUUCCAAUCAACAAAGAUGCAGCAACAGCUCAAGUUGAGUUGAAGCCGGCAAUAGAUGCGACCAUCAAACUGUUCACAGGUAAAGGAAAAGAUGACAUCAAGACGAUUGAGACCACGUACCUCUCGCCCAGCACGUGUGGAUCAUCAGGCCUCUCAUUCACCCUUGCAGCACUCCUACUCUCUGUAUUUGUGUCCAAAUUAUUGUAAAGGAAACACUGUCCAAGAUUCAACACUCUUAAACAGGGUCGCGUUCACAACGAAGUCACGCUGUCAUCUUGAGUCACGGUUACGCAUGCGUGAGCUGGAGAAUGCAUUUUUUAGUCAAGAAUUGUUUUUAAUUAGCAGCCUAAACAGGCGGUUGUACCAUGUCCAUUCGGAUAUACACCAAACAGAAAAUGAAUGGAGCUCCCAAGGUUCCCACACAGAAAUUUCGGGUUGUCGUUUAAAUCCAAUCAGAGUCUUUCAAAUAAUUUGUUUCAAAUGUUUUUGAAAGUCUCUGUUCCAAUGUAAAGAUGUAACAGUUUAAACGUGAUCAAUACCAUCAGAGCCUUUCAAAUACAAAGGCUAUGCUCUCAAUAAUCUAUUUCUUUAUAUCAUAUUCGAUUUGAUAGUGUCAUUAUAGUCCACUACCCCGAGACAUAUAAACCGGGCUGUAGCGGUAACGUUUGCUGGUUGGUCCCCUUAGUACCAUUAAUCAUUUUAGAAUAAUCACAAAAAGCAAAUAAAAACUUUUUUUGUUCUUUUGCUCAGAUGUAUUGAUCAGAUUAGUGACAGAACACAAAAUUCAUAUGGGCACAAUCCAUAUGCCUGGGAGAUAUUCCUUCCGCAUUUGCACAUAUUCGGAUGGAUCUGAUACAAUUGUUUUGUUCACGCAUGGAUGGUGAGACGUGACUAAGCGACACUGACAGUAUGACCUCAGUCUGUGACUCGCGUUUUUCUAUGACUUCCUGAGACAGUCGUGACACAUACAUCCUGGCAUAUUUAAUUUGAAUUGGAAAGCAAAAGCAAAAACAAAUAAUUAUCUCACGACUAUCUAAAGACAGGUUUUAUUUCAAAUAAAGUGUUGUGUCUGCAGGCAAUUAAAGCUUCCCUCUAAAUUCACUCAUCGCUUGUCCUACAUCUUGUUCUGGGGUCCAGAGGGUCACGUGUGCUCCCAGGGGGCGCUCACGUUUCUCAUCUUUAUGCAAAUUUUCAUCCAAACCAAACCGUCCACGCUAGUGGCACGUACGUAGCCUCCUCUAUCGCUGAAAUAACUUUCUCAUCUUAUUUAGUUCUUUCCUACACUGGAUCCCAGCCAAGGCAGUUCAAGCGCUCAUCCAAAAAAAAACACUAAAAGGUUUCCGUCGUCUUCUAUAUAACCAUUGUUAUGUGUGCGUUGUAACACUCCUCUGGCGCACAGUAUGAAUGACAGAAUAAACACCGCACGUCGGCAAACUCCUUCAAAAUGAUUUUACAGAUAACAGCCAAUAUAGUUACUGCUUUUGAGAAAGCGCAUACUUUCCAAAAUGACGAACGGUUCGCUCCUUAGCUGCCAAAUCAUUGUCUGCCGUCGUUUGGAAGACCCACUCUCCAGUUAGGGGAAGAAAGUGGCUAUUAGGAUUAAUUCGCUCUGAUAAUACAGAGUGUUGUGUUGGCUUAUCUGCGGUUUAGGGUUGAUGGCCGGCUUAAUAUUGAGGAGGUUAAAUAGUGAAUCUGGUUUUCCGCUUGAAUAACAGGGCUUCGGCUGCGUACCCACAGGCUUUUCUCUUGUGACUUCGUUGACUUGUCGCGUUUUUCCAUUGUCCCAGUAGUGUGUUCCCUGACACAACCAAUGGGAAUUCCAAUAAGCAACAACAAAAUGUUCAUUUUUUUGUGUGGGGUUUCAAAAGCGAACACACAUAUACAUAACAGGGAAAAACGCCACAGGCAAACUGUCUCUCGAUUCGCAGCCCACUCUUUCCAAUGAUACAUCACUUUGGCCAAUGGGGUACUAGCUCUAUCACAGGGAGAAAGAGUUCAUUUAUGUUAUUUGUUGUGUAAUGGUAGCAAUGAUGCACAUACUAAUUCGGCAAGAUAUAACCUCAUACACACUUAUCCUACGUACACGCCAACUAGAUAUUUGAAAUUGACCCGUCGAGGCCUUUGUCCAGGCAUUUUGCGUACACACGUACACAUACUUUGACAAGGAACACCGGCAUAUACAUCUACAAAGGCCAGUAUGUUAUUGGGGAAAGACUUUUUCCUGGCCGAUUUGAAUAGACCACUCUAAAUAAGACGGUCAUCAGUGGACCCUUUUUUCCUGUGAUAUCUGAAGUACCCCAUUUGUAACAGUUAAAGUGGUACCGGCGAUAGCUGCUGGCUGUCUAUUACUGACUGAUCAUUGAAAACUUUAGCCACACGUGCCGACGUUAACCUACGUAGGCAAUCAAUGGUAAUACGGUAGUGUUACAUAUAUCAAGAGAUUUUCUUCCUAAUAUCAUCAUGACUUUUCAGAGAAAGUAACAAGAAAAUUUUCUGUUCAGCAUAUUCAGAUUAUCAAUGGGAUUGUCUCAAAGAUAUUAGUUAAGAUAAAUAGAUAGCUGGAACAUUUUAAACUGAUUGAUGACUCACAUCAUUUACAAUAUUGUUCUAAACACGACGGUUGUCCACAAUUCCUUGUGUUGCCCCCAUGUGGUGUUGAUAACACAAUAUUUGUAAGGCCAUGGGAGUUUUCCAGUUCGAUGUAAGCUUACUUGCAAGCAACUAUAACUUUCUAGUUCGAAAUUUUCUUACAUGCAAGUAACUAAAGGAUAAUUUAAGAUACAUAUACUUUUUAUUAAAGUAAUGUCUCAAUUUUAAGGUAACACCUGAAGAAAAUGUUGAAUAAUAAUCUAAUUAAAAACGCACUUAUAUCAAAUAUAUAUUUCAGUUCGUGAAGGUGCUGCAGGUCCUACUGGACCUCGCGCUGACAUGACUGCGUUGAACUACUGAUUCUCAAAGCAGCCUGAAUGGGGAAACUCUUUAAAAAGAUAUAUGAAAACACCUAAUCGAGACUUAUUUAACGCAGUGUAAUUACCUACUGAAAUUGUUUACUAUAUACAUGAUAUAAGCCACAAUCCGAGGUGUUUUGAUAAACCAGCUUUUGCAGGUCAUAAUCAUAAUAAGUGGCUUAUAUCAAUCGUUAAAAUUAAGAAAACUGUUAUUUUAUUUGAAAUAAUCUACUUCUUUAUGUGAGUUCAAAUUUGAGCUAUAUCAGAAGUUCCUUGCAAGGAUAAAAAAUAGGAAGAUGAUGAGGUGCAAUGCUGGCUAGCCUUUUUUCCUUCUGAGACGUUUACCUUCAAGGUCUAGGAUGAGAUAAAAUCGUCAUAACCUGCUUCCGGUUCACCCUAAUGUUCAAACAAUUCACGAUUAAACCAUUGAAAAGGGUUUUAUAAGUACUGUUAGGGGUAUUAUUAUAAGUUUCAUUUUUUCCUUUGGGCGGAAAUGACGUAGUUCAGUAGUAGUCUCCAUGACGACAGGGGGUAUUUUCACAUUGGCCUGAAACAACGUUGUUGUGUGGAAUAUACAUUGCUACACAAUUACUGUUUUGAUUCAAGGUGCAAUCCUCCGUCAGAUCAUAUUUUUAAAACUUCAUUCACAACAUUCCGAUUUUCGCGAGUGACGUAACUUUUUAUUUCUUAUUUAGAUGUUAUAUUUGUUUAAUGUAGUCCCAUUCUGCAUGUAAUCGAUGUACUAUGAUUCUUUUGUUUUACAAACUGAUGAAUGUACAUUUAGAUAACACUGAGGUGAAUGAGAGAAAUAGAUAAAUAUUGACGUAAUCGGGUUGCCUGGCAACCCGUACGUCCUACUUGACGUCGAAACGUUGGUAGAUACUUGAACAAAAUGGAUGUCGAAUGAGCCUCUUCACUAACCGCACAAUUAUCGGUCCUUCUGCAUUUCAGUGUGCACUAGAGGGAAUGCUCUGUUACAGGUCACCUAACACUUUAUGGCUAUAUCUUGUAGCCGGUAAUUCCGUACCCAAAUAGGGUUUCAAGCCAAUACGCCAAAGUUCAAUAUUUUGAAUAAAGGUUAAUUAUCUGAUGAAGCUACAUGUACAUUAACAAUUUCACCGACGAUUUGAUAUGCCUGGUGCAUUCAUUUAGGAAAACAUCACAGUGCAACAUCCAAAUAGGCUGGCCUCAGCUAUCUUCCCCUAUAUAUAUUUAUGACUACAAAGUGUUAAUUUGUAUUCCUAUAGCAUGAUUAAUGUUCAGAAAUCAAUCAACGUUUUGACCGAAUAUUUCUAGAUGUUAUGUAUUAAUAAAUGCUAUAUAAAAUGCACAGCACUACGUUUGGGCGCUUUAUGUGACGACGUAAAGAACGCCAUCUAUUACCUGCUGCAGGAUAUCCUGCACGCCAUCUAUGAGUGAACCUUGUAACUAGGUGGUUCAAAAGGUUCAUGGUGAUCUUGAAAGACAACAUCGCGACAGGAGAGGUCAGCAGCUUAUUAUGCCUAUCUGAUAAAUUCAAGCGCCCUUUUUUCAGCACCUCUAGCAUUGUUCAGAUGUGUUGAAAGUGAGUGUAGGAAAUGUUACAGAACAUCAUAGUGCCCCAACGAAUGUCAUAUUCGGUAAUUUAGAAUAUUUUACCCAUUUACCCCGUUUAAAGGAGAUAUACGGAAACAACCAUACGAUUAUUUGCAAAUCAGGCAAGUAACUGCAUGACUUCUCUAAUCGCGAAUCUUUCAUUGAUCAAAAUGACAUGGCGGUUUCGUUAAUAGUCGUCCAGCUGGAGGGAGUACAACCUCAUCAUCAUGUGAGCCAUUUCCGGCAGUAACAUUGUUGGACAAGGGAGGCGGAGCGAGGUUGGAAAGAUACUUUCAGUGCGGAUCGAGCAAUCAAUCGUAGCGCAUGCUCAAAAGCGACUGUAGAGCAGUCGGCUCUAAAGGUUUACCAACCUUGACCCCUUACGGUCCAGCUUUUCUGUGAAUAUAUUGUUGUAAAAAGUAGUUAGGCGCAAUGUUAGUGUGAUGUUGGACAAUUCAUAUAUAAGAAUCCUUAAUUUUUGUUUUCAUCCCAUCCCACAAAUGCCAAUAUAAUUCGAGAGGAAAAUACCUCCGCUGGAAUCGGAAAUGAACUGUACAAAACUACACAGAUUAUAUCGAAUGGUCCUAUUGGGAAGAUGACAAACAGACAUUGACGAUUGAUACCCCCAUUUUAAUGACGCUGUUCUCAUCAACAGAGAUAAGACAAGACCAGAAAAUUAACAACUUUAGAUAAGCGCGUUACAACCAUACAGAGCUAUACACACCGGAAGAACACUCCACUGGCGACAUUCUUUGUUAUAUUUGGGUGGACACGUGCAUGAUAGCACCAUCGAUGUGUAUAGCUGAUACAAACAUUUGAGCGAUCUAAUAGAGAAUUAUUAUCAAUGUAUGUAUAGCACUGUACGGUUGUCCACAGUGUUAAAGGUCUGCACAGUCGGCCAGGAGUCGAAGUGAAAGCUCUAGCUCCCGCCAUAUUAUGUCACUGGUGUGGUGGUGAUGCCAACGCGUUGCUGGCCAAUCAUUUCAAAGGUAAUCUACAUCACUAUAGUAUCCGAAUGAAGACUUGAAUUGAUUUAUUGAUUAAGGGGUGUACCGGUACAUCAAUGUAUACUGUGUCCUUGGGAUAAACAUGUACUACCUAACUAGUCGUGGGCUCACGCCAAUUAGGGAAUAUCCCAAUGAUUAUCCCGAUAUAAAGGCAUAAAUUAAUGUCGUUUGAGAAUAUUUGCGCUUCCAGGCUCGCGCAUAACACGAUAUUUCAGGUUGUUUUUUUUCUCGGCGCCCCGAAUUAAACACACCGGAAUGAUGAUUGUAGUUUGUGUGCAAGGCACUGUGCUUUGAGGAUGCACACAUGCAGAAGUGUUUUCAGUCAAUAUCUGUAUAAUCUCUCUCCGCACGAGUAAGCGAUGGGAUUCAAAAACUGUAAAUCGGUCAGGACUUGCAUUUGGAUACUGUUUUUAAAGGCGCAUCAUCAAAUAUCAUAGACUAAGUUUUUUCUUCGUUGCAUAAUAACACGGCUUUUGUUUUGUUUGUCAUCUUAUUAUUGUAAUAAAAUAUUUUGAAUUGAAAA